Molecule: messenger RNA, 3903 nt
Organism: Eublepharis macularius
Lineage: Eukaryota; Metazoa; Chordata; Lepidosauria; Squamata; Eublepharidae
Gene: HJURP
Product: Holliday junction recognition protein
Exons: 11
Coding region: 9-2381 (790 amino acids)
Biological process (GO): CENP-A containing chromatin assembly
Cellular component (GO): chromosome, centromeric region
Molecular function (GO): histone binding
Source: RefSeq, a predicted model, not a curated record
UCUUCUCGAUGGCGAUGAGACAUGACGCGGGAGAGGAGAGAGACGGGCAACACCGACGUCCGCUCCGCAAAGAGGAGCGAGGCGGGCGCUGCUGGGGCAGACGCCGGGACUCCGAGAGCAGCUUCAGUUUCCUGGAGCGGUGCCAGAAGAAAAGCGCUGAUCGCUUCGCCUUGUCCAUGUACAGCAUUAUGGAGAAGUACAACUUUCCCUUUGAAGAUGAUAAGAUUGUCUCGAUCAAGUCGCUGAUGUAUGAUACACCUGACGGUCCAAAAGUUUGGGGUGAAGAAUCCGAAGGUGAAGGCGUAAAUGGCUCACACGAGACAUCCAAAAAUCUAUCUGAGGAAGAACAGUUUGUGGACUCAUAUGAAGAGUUUCCAUCUUGUACAGAUUACCAAAGCAAUUCUGAAAUGUCAUCCAUUAAAAGACAUCUGGAAAAUAUGCACCUCAAGGAGAAUAUUCCUCUUACAUGUAGUUCUGGAUCAUUGAACAAGAAUAAAUACAGAGCUGAAAUGGAUGUGCUAGUGAAUGAUGAUGCUUUUUGUGUGCCAAAAUCACCUAUGAUUUUAAGAACAGAAGCAGAGAAUAUUCAUGAAUCUUCUUUUCAAGAGCUGAUGAAUGAAUCCUUAUAUGGUCACUCUGCUGUGGCUCCAAUGAAGGAAGGACAAAAGGGACAUCAUAAAUCUAUGUCUCUCCAUCUGUACAACUCUACUGCUGCAGUCUCAACAGAUGAGACAGUUGUAUCUGGAACUCAGUCCCUUUGGGAAAGUGGAAAAACUGGCUGUAGUAGCUUUUUGGAAACUUAUGCGUCUGCAGAUGAGAACUGUUCUUGGAAUAAUAUCACAAUAGCAGACAUGUAUCCAGAAAUGGUGAAGACGCUUAGCAGGCUUAUGUAUAAAGUGUCACAUAAAGCCUGUUCCCAUUCACAGAUCAAACGGUAUUGGCACCCUAAAAAAACAAAGUUUAACACAGCUACUGAGAGAGAGAGAAAAUUAAGGCCAUUAAAACACAAUUCUACCCUGGUAAUAUCAAAAGAUAAUGAGAAGUGUAAAUUGACAGUGAAGAAUAGUGGAAGUUAUAUACCUUUAGAUUAUAGCAACAAUCAGACGCCGCAUACACUGUUCACUGAAUCUAGUGUGACAUCUGCAUACCAUAGUACAAAAGAAAUGAAAAUUGACUCCUCUGAUGUUGAGGGAGUUGGACAAAAUGGUAUAGGGCCUUCUAUGUUUCCUAACAGUCAUUCUGGGGGGCGAAAAAUUCAUCUUGAAAGUCCAUCUUGGGUCCCUUCAUCUUCAGACCAUGUAAGAAAGGGUCAGGCUUUUGAAGAGCAUUAUGCUAUUUGCCCUGUUCCAGGAGCAACAUUUGAUAUGAUAGAUGGAGAUGAAACUACGGAAACAAGCAUGUCACUCAAGGAUCCAUCAACUUUGAAUAGUAACAUAAAUCCGUUUUUGCAAGCUAACAAGUCUUCACCAGUGAAAUCUCCAUGUAGGUUAUUCAGAAAUCACGAGAUUAAAAUGAUCCCUACAGCUGGUUCAUUACAGCGAAGUCAGUCUUUUUCACAGUUUCUUGUUAAUUGCAAUCGCAUUAAAGUUCAACAGAAAUUUGAAGAUGCAUUUGAAAAGAUGUACAAAGAACUAUGUUGUCCACAGUUGCAGAAAUCAUUUAAGUUUUCAAACAUAUGCACAAACCCAACCAAGUCUGGUGAUAAGGUUUUAAAACCAGAUUUGAGUGACUGGACAAAGUUUCAUCAGAAACGUAAGUCUGGGAAUAUGUAUCAGAAAUCAUGUUCUGAAGGAUUUCCAAAAAUCCCUACAUUGCUGAGAGCUGCAAGAUUAAAAAAAUAUGAAGCAGUGCAAGUGUCCAAGACUGUAAAUGCCCUAGUCAAUUCUCCUAUACGAACGCUACAUACUGUUGCCAGAACCAAAAGAACAGCAAAUUUUUCUAAUGAAGAUUUUCUGCCUUCACCUGUAAAAAGAUUAAAAAAUAUAUCUGAGAGCUUUGUUUCUGGAGUGGGCUGGAAAUCAGCUCACUGGGAGGAUAUUAAUCUUGAUAAAUCUGGAAUGACUCAAUCACUGCAUUAUCCUAACUUAAGCAAUUAUUAUUCAAAAAAAAUGGAUUCUGGAAUCUGUGUUUCUUCAAAUCGCACCUUUCUGGUUGGGCCAAGCACUUACAUGCACGAAUCUGGAAUGGCAGAUGACUAUAAAUACAUUCCCAAGUUGUUUCGAGGUUGUGAUGCUCUCAAAAAAGAACAAAACUGUUCAAGCGGGGUUCCCAAAAAACUUAACUAUAAUGAAGGGCAAGUGAGAAGAGCUUAUGUGGAAGAACCCAUAUGCAAAGAUUACCAAGGAUCAUUUUUAGAAGGAAGUGGAGAUGAAAUGUCAUGAUGUUCUAAAGGAGAAAGAUAUUGGAUUUAACAGUCUGCCAUUUAGGAACACACGUUCAGAACCAAGUUUGCUUCUAGAAACUCAACAGACCCUUUUACUGAAGUUGUUCCAGGUCUGAGGAAUGUGGCCAAUAGGAAACAAAUACCAUUUUUGAGGGCUUUGUUUCUGAGUACAUGAGUGGCUAGUUAAAAUUCUUAAAGCACAUUUAACAUCUUGUUUAAUGUAUAUACUGUUCUGAGCUUCUGCUUUAGGAAUGAGCAUUAGCCAUUGCUGAAGAUACUGGAUUUGGAAAGAUCUAAAUUGUUACUUAGUAAAUUUGGUCUUAAUGACAUAAAUGUGCAUAUCUAGUGCUUGACACUUUUUUAUUUUUAUUGUAUAAUAAACCUUUAUAUAUGGCUGUGUUCUUGAAGCAACUCAAUUACUUAAAAAGUUGACCAGUUGAUGAGUAAUACCUGAUUUUGCUAAAUACAUUCUGACAGUGCAAUCCUAAGCAAAGUUAUUCCAGUCUAAGCUCAUUGGUUUCAAUGGGCUUAGACUGGCGUAACACUGUUUAGGAUUGCUCUGUUCGUGUCCCUAUGUGUUAGUAAGUGAAACUUAGCAGUCUGCAUAUUUGAGAUUGUGCUCUUAUUAACCAGGGUAACAAACUCACCAUAAUAAUCUAGGAGAAGGCAAAGCUAGGUAAAAUCAGAAGAUAGUGCAGAAUGAUACAAGAGGUUUAAGUCCAAAUGAUCUUUCUGGGGAUGAAAGAAUCUCAAAUAGGCUCGAUGGCAAAAUAGUAAAUUCAGUUCAAUGGAAAGGCCAAAGCAAUGCAAUGGAAAAAUAGUAAUACGUCCAUGUUUCUUAUAAGGGCAAUCACAUCCCUUGAUGAUAUAACUGUGUAUUCUAAAUUUUUUGCCUUCUGACUUUCUAACAAGAUUAGUAAAUCAAGAAAAUGCCUCAAAUGUGGUACUCAAACUGUGCUUGUUUGGUUCUAAAGAGCUAUAUUUUUAAAAGACCUGCAUGGUUUUUAAUAUCGGGUAGUAGCUAAUUUCAGGGUUCUCAUUAUGAAAUGCUUAUUUACCUAAGAAGCUUCUAAGCGGUUCAGUUGGUGCCUCUGCCAAAAUCUUUGAGACCACACUGGUUAGGGCACACAAUAUUCUAUUGCUAUUUGAUUUAUUUGGUUAAAAGCCAAUCUUCAUGUUGCCAACUAUAAUAAGAAAUUAUGAGGACUUAAAAUUUAUAAAGUACAUGUGUGUAUAUAUGGAAGUUUUUCAUUUUUAAUGCCAUUUUGAUUCUGGUAUUUCUGUAAUCCAUUGUUCAUCAAUCUGGUAGAAGAUUGAGAUUGGCAUUGGUUUCAACUGAACAUUGUCACUUUGCAUAUGUUUAUUGUUAUGCAGUAAAUUUGGGUUUGUACUUUAAAAAAAUUGUUAGAUAUGUUUUAAGCUUCUCUAUUUGUCCAUAAGUGAAUUGGUUUAGGGUAUGAACUGGAAGUGAAAGCCAUAGGGAUUUUCUCAUCAAACUGGGCACAGGAAAGACAACUGGC